Messenger RNA from Drosophila serrata, 2771 nucleotides. It is a transcript of the gene Smyd4-4, whose product is annotated as SET and MYND domain containing, class 4, member 4. Gene Ontology annotation, molecular function: protein binding. NCBI's taxonomy places the organism in Eukaryota, Metazoa, Arthropoda, Insecta, Diptera, Drosophilidae. The record is from RefSeq and is a predicted model, not a curated record.
UUAAAAAAUAAUGGUUUUCUGGUCACACCUAAUCGAGUUUCUUAAAAAACAUGGCUGAACUAGGGCUGGAAAAACAUCGAUUCUUGGUUGGCCGAUAUAUUGAUGUUGCAUCCUCUUCUAUAGCAAAAGCCUAAUUUUAUUUAAAAUAAUGAAAUGAUUACAGUGUAAAAAAGAUAAAGAAAUGCCAGGAUAUUUAAAAUAUUCGAUACACAAAACAUUUGGUAAAAUCAAUUUCACGAUAUAUGGAAAAAUAUCGAUAAAUUUAAUAUUUUGAUACAGUUUUCACAUCCCUAUUGGAUUGGCCAGAGAAAAUAAAAAAAAAAACUUUUAAAUCGCCUUGCGGAUACGAACAUUCGCCGCCCCAGUGCCAAGCCAAGAAAUUGUCUGUGAAAUCGCAAAUUACCGGUCAGCACGUGCGCCAGCAAGCGGAUUCGCGGCAGCGGCGGAGGGCCAAACAAACAGAUUUUCCGGCUGAAAAAAACAGGCGGCGGCGUCGACACGCGGACCGAAGGAUCCGAUCCGAACCGGAGAAAGCCCCAGGGACGACUGGUAGCGGAAAGGGAAACGUGAAUGGAGCACAACAUGGACGUGUACGACGUGAGCGACGAUUUGGUGAAGAAGCUCAAUGACUGGAAGCUGAUCGGUAUCAUCUCCGGCAAGUUUAACGAGCUUAAGGAGAACUACCGCAAGGUGGACUUUGUGGAGCGGGCGCUGAUAGAUUUCAAGUACAUGGAGAAGAUCUUCAUGAAUGUGACGCUGCGCGAGGACAAGUGCAACAAGCGGAGCGUGGAGUUUCGCAUGCUGGGGAACGAGCAAUUCUCGUUGAAGAACAGGAAAUACUUUCAGGCCCUGGAGCUGUACAACAAAAGCAUAUGCUACGCGGAGCCCAAUUCGGAGCACCUGUCCAUAGGUUAUGCCAAUCGGUCGGCUGUCCUUUUCGAGUGGAAACGCUACCGGGAAUGCCUGGCCAACAUCGAGCUGGCACGAACGGCCAACUAUCCGGCCAGGCUGAGUCACAAGCUGGACAAGCGGGAAAGAGACUGCCAGCAGCUGUUGGAGCAGCAGCGGCCUGACGUGGUGCCCUACGAGUUUAAGCUCGGCUUCGAUCCGCACGCCCAGGUGCCGCAUAUCGCAGACUGCCUUGAGCUGCGAGAGUCCGCCGACGAGGGACGAUUUGUGGUGACCAACAGGGAUCUGGUCGUAGGCGAUAUGGUGGCCGUUGAGCAACCGUUCUGCUCCACCCUACUUCCGCCCAUGCGGUACAUCCGCUGCGCCACCUGCAAGCGGGAGAACUAUCUAACCCUCAUACCCUGCGACAGUUGCUGCUCCGUGAUGUUCUGCUCGGAGGAGUGCAAGCAGCAGGCCACGUCCACCUACCAUCGCUACGAGUGCCCGAUUAUUGACUUUCUCCACCGAAUGUUCAACAAGAUCCACGGCAUCGCGCUGCGCACCACCCUGGCCGCCCUGGAUCUCUUUCCCAGUAUCGAGGAGCUGAUGACUUUCUGUGACCAGCCGCAAAAUCAGCACAAGUGCGCUUUCGACCUGGACUACGGGCAGCUGACGCGGCAGGAGCAAUAUCGGGCCAUCCACGGUUUGGUGACCAACCAGCACCUGCGCUCCGUCUCCGAUCUCUUCCAGCGCUCCGUUGUCUGUGCCGUGCUCAAGCACUUUAUUAUCGAAUAUACGCCACUCAAGGACUAUUUGGGCGGCGAGGAAGGAAUGAAUUUCUUCACGGACCUACUCUUCCGCCAUCUGCAAACGUCGUCAUCGAAUAUGCACGGCAUCGACCUGGUUGAGCAGGUUAACGAGACAAAGGACGACCAGACGCACUCGUCCGGAGCUUAUGCCUUCCUCUCGAUGCUCAACCAUUCGUGUGCGCCGAAUACGUUACGGAUAUACGAGGGCACCAAGGCGUACCUAUUCGUCCUGCGGCCCAUCAAGGCGGGAAAUGUUCUCUAUGACAACUACGGCGCCCACUUUGCCAUCUUCAGCAAGCAGCAGAGGCUGGACACGCUGUCCAUGCAGUACCGCUUCGACUGCAAAUGCGAAGGCUGCGAGCUGGACUAUCCCACCUUUGGCCGGAUGCCCCACAAGGCAACGGUGCCAUCGGUGACUGACGAUACGGACAUGAAGUCCUUGGGCGCCUACAACUAUGACUUUGCGGCUAGCAACUAUCGCAAGUACUGCGACUUUCUCACGCAAUAUGGAGCUGCCUAUCCGUGCGAGCAGAUCAGUUCGGCGGAGGAGUGCCUGAAGAUGGCGCUGCAUAUCAUGGUGGACGCAGUGCCGCUCAAGGCGAAGAUGUAAUCUGACCCGCUGGCCGCUGAAGCAAUCAUCAACAACCACAACAAAACAACACGGACGAACUUUUCCUUUGCUGACUCUGACUGCAAGAAUCGUAUUAGCGAGACACACAUACACAAACGCGAGGAGUAAUUGAUAACUAUAAACACAUGUUGUUGCCAUAAGUCUGUAGCAUAGGCGCGGCAUCGAGAUGAGAAAGGAUCACGGAUCACAACCGAAAUUUUUAUAUUUGUAAUUGUACAUUUCGACCUUUGAUUUUUCUAUUUUUUAAAUCCGCCCCCCAGCAUCCUCUCCAACCCCCAUUUUCACACAAGUCUUAAGCUCAAAGUUCUAACUUGAUUUAUUUUUUGAUCACAACAAUGUCUUCGAUGAAAACAAAAACAAACAAAGAAACAAAAUGAGAACUUCUAUAGAAUGCCCAUGGUCGUUUUUAUAAUUAUUUUACAAAAAAAAAAUGAAAAAAACCC